Molecule: messenger RNA, 423 nt
Organism: Protopolystoma xenopodis
Lineage: Eukaryota; Metazoa; Platyhelminthes; Monogenea; Polystomatidea; Polystomatidae
Source: the annotation of a GenBank genome assembly
AUGGCUAGUCGACUCGGAGUCUGUUCAGACACACACACACAGACACUCACGCUAAAUUUAAUGUUUUUCCCCCCAGGGAGGGGCAGAGAGAGCGGGCAUUCUUUGUGUUUACACGUCUUCAGAGGCUGUGAAGGUUUCAAUAGUGCAACUGCCGUCUUCAGCUUCAUUCGCACCCUCCUCCCAUCUGUCUAUUCGGCCCAGCAGCUGCCAGGCCCUCGUGAUUAUCACCUUAAUCGCCAUGUCCCCGUGGUAUUUGUCGCCAUGGCUGUGAGUGGGGCAGAGUUUCGAUUAUCCACAUCAUGUGAAUGGCGCCUCUGCAGUGGGAGGCUUUGCUUGCGUUCCCGGACAGAGACCGGAUUCAAGAUCAUUAUGACCAAAACACGACGGUCGCGUCGGUCUCUCCAGAAUGUUUACUCCAGUUAA